ACUACAACUACCAUCCAACCAGGGAGACCAGACCUGGCGUCUCGAUGGGAACAUGGUGAUGGAGCCGGGCUACCCCAAACCUCUGGCCUCUGAGUUUCCAGGUCUGACAGGAAGCAUCCGCGCUGCACUGGCAGUACCAGCCACCAUGAGCAGACCAGAGACUGUGUACUUCUUUAAGAGCGGAGACAUCAUGCAGAGGUUCACCUUUCCUCUGGACAGCACUCCCUCGUGCAGCAUCAAACCCAGGAGCUCUGCCAACAGACGUUUCGCUCGCCAGGCUGUUCUUCUAAGUGGAGAGAUCAACAUCAAAGUGUCUCUGAAGGGAUUUCCCACCCCAGUCACCUCUGCUUUGUCCAUGCCCAGCCCUCAGAGGAGCGACCUCUAUGAGCACUACGUCUUCUCUGGACCUCUCUUCUUCAGCGUCCAGAUCUCAGGCGACCUGCCAGCGCUGGCCAAACCUGACCCAUCUGCAGCCUUCGCACCCUUGCCAAUCCUCAGUCCUGCUGCCGUGGCAACCCACUCUGCCAUGGCUGCUCAAAAUGCUAACCCUCCUCUUCCCAACUCCAUCCAAGUCUGGCUGCGCUGUCUGUAGGGACAUCCCAAUGACAAGGAGACAGAGGCCAUGUUCUGGCAUUUUCUGCAAUAGCACAGCAAAUUUUACUGAGAAAAUAUGCCCAGUGAUCAAAAUGUAACAAUAUCCUUUAAAAAAAGAAAUAACUAGAUUCAUAUCAAGAUCUUUUAUUUUUCCAAGUACAUUUUUGUACAAUGCCAACUAAACACCAUCACACAUUUUAAUCCUCUAACACCUGUGAAGCCUGAGAAAAUUGAUUUGAUUUAUUUUGAAAACAUGGGGAAAAAAGGCACUGAGUGAGCAACUUGACAAACAAUGUCUACCAAAUUGAAAAAAAAAUUAUUAUUAAAAUUAUAAUUAUUUAUAAUCUUGUCAUUAUAUCAUUAAAACAGUACAGGAAAACAUUUUUUAUUUUUUUUUUUAAAUCACUUUAAGAACUUUUAAUUUUUAAAUAUUUGUUAAGUCUCUCAUUGUCCUCUUUCUCUCAAGCCCAGGUUUUAAAGGGUUAACAGCGCAACACUGCAAUAAAACCCUAAACCUUCCAACUGCAAAAGACACCUAGGAGAUUACUUCUACGGAAGUUAAAAGCUUUUGGAAAAGGUUGCCAGUCAUUUUGAGGAAUUUUCAAGAUGACCAAGUAUGAAACAUAUUAUCCAUUAGGUUUGUAAUAAACAAUACUCUUUAUGUCAGAAAAAUAAUGUGUGUGAAAUGUACGUGGUUUAGUCAAUAAAAAACCAAAUAACAAAAAUGAUUAAUGUUCAGUGAUAUAAAACUGACUCAGUGGACCACACAACUAAUGAGAAAUUAACCACAUAUCGCCGCUACUCAUAAUUCAUCUUUAUUAUUAAAACAAGUGUAUCAACAGGCCAAAGACAUAGCGAAAUAAAGAUACAUGAAUACAUGUCAAACUAAAAUUACAACACAAAACUAAAAAAAAAAACCUUACUGGGUUUCACAAUGUGACCUCACAUAUCUCAGAGAGGAUCGCACACAUCCAAAACGGUCAUAUGUUUCAUUUUAUAGUGUGAUAAUUGCUUUUGAAUGGACAGAUUUAUUGAAAAUACUCAAUGUCUCUAAAUUCUACAAAGAAAAUAAUUAGAGAAAUAAGCGUCAUCUUUUCAUUUUCUUAUUGGAUGAGACGGCUGAGCUGCUGCUGGUGACAUCAUAGUUAGGCGAUGCCGCCUCUGCCCAUGGCUCCGCCCCUUCCUCCUCGUGAGAAAGUCCCUGAAAAAAACAGAUGAAUGUGAGGAGGAAGCAGUUUAGAAUUGACUUAGAUGAUCCACUUGAUCAAACAUCAUCCUUGUUCAUGAUAUUUUUAUCUUCAUUAUUUUUGUUUCUUUUUGUAUGCUGCUCUCUGCUUACUGCACUUCAAUAAACAGCUUCAUCAUUACUCACA
Messenger RNA from Plectropomus leopardus (leopard coralgrouper), 1967 nucleotides. Lineage: Eukaryota; Metazoa; Chordata; Actinopteri; Perciformes; Serranidae. The record is from RefSeq and is a predicted model, not a curated record.